Molecule: messenger RNA, 3151 nt
Organism: Oryza brachyantha (malo sina)
Lineage: Eukaryota; Viridiplantae; Streptophyta; Magnoliopsida; Poales; Poaceae
Product: protein CHROMATIN REMODELING 35-like
Exons: 6
Coding region: 77-2857 (926 amino acids)
Biological process (GO): gene silencing by siRNA-directed DNA methylation
Molecular function (GO): ATP-dependent chromatin remodeler activity; ATP binding
Source: RefSeq, a predicted model, not a curated record
CAAGUUCUCACAAAGACACAAAGGCUCUUCAGAUUCCUUCGUCUCUCCGAGAGAUCGCUAGGCCCAACAGGAAGCUAUGAUGGGUCCUGGUAGAUGCAAAAGGCAGAAGCAUGAAAGUCGGCGUGGUAGCUCAUCGCUACUCCAAUCCCUGUCAAGCAUCGUCAGUCAUAACAGAACUGUGUGCCUUCAGUUUCUUGAGCAAUUAAAUGACUUUAAGUAUGGGAGUGCCACGGGAGAUUACAACGCGAUCAGUAUGAAGCGGCUCGAACUUAUCAACGCCCUACAAAAGCUUCAAGAAGUACCUAUCCAGUUGCCUUAUGCCAGUCCACAGAAUUCAUCAGAAGCAAAACUUGGCCUUGGGCAAAACGGGAGGAGCUCUAGUUGUCCUAUUACAGUUGACUUGGAUGCAGACGAUGCUGCAGACAGUGCCUGUGAUAAUGUGGACAGCAUCGGUGCUAACGUAACCGUAAUUUUAGUUGAUUCUGAUGAGGACAGUGUUACAUCCUUUGCAGAUGAAAAUUCAUCUGGUUCCAAGCAAAGUGCAAAUUAUAUUCAAAAAGGUGUUAUGUCCGAGCAGCCCGUCGACCAUCAGGAAAUCACCAUGCUGGAUAAUGAAAACAUCAGCUCUGAAGCACAAGUAAUAGUUAAAAAAGGAAAGGAUAGUAUGGACAUAAACGAUGCUUUUCACAGCAAGAGUGGACAUGAGGAGACAGGGAAAGAGGAAAGAGAAGCUGAAAGUGUCCAAAUAAAAGAAACCUUAAAGAAAGAGAUCAUCUCCAUUGCUGAUUCUGGUGAAUUACCUUGUGAAGUGCAGAGUCAGUCACUAACCAAUGGAAAUAUUAAUCAAAAUGACAGCAGCAACCCAGUUGAUGAUCUGGAAGGACUUUGGAUGGACAUGUCUCUAGCAAUGGCAUGUUCGAAGAGCAUUGGAAGCAAUCAUAAUAUUGUCCCAUCAGAGAAUUCUUGUGAACAAGAGGAGGAUGAUUGUCAUCAUGAUUUCCUGAUGAAAGAUGAUUUGGGGAUUGUUUGUCGCAUUUGUGGUCUAAUCCAGCAAUGUAUCGAAAAUAUUUUUGAAUACCAAUGGAAAAAGAGGAAGCAAUCGUACAGAGCACACCCCUCAGAACACAGAAAUUCUAGUGACGCGGAUGCAAUUAACAAUACUCCUGGAGCUAUUCUCAAAGUGGUUCCUGAUGCACUAUCUAUCCACCCUCAACAUUCCCAGCAAAUGAAACCUCACCAAGUGGAAGGUUUCAAUUUCUUGAUCAAGAACUUGGCAGAUGAGAACAAUCCUGGUGGCUGUAUUCUAGCACAUGCACCAGGUUCCGGGAAGACUUUUCUGAUAAUUAGUUUUGUCCACAGCUUCCUAGCCAAAUACCCUGAUGGAAGGCCAUUGAUUAUUCUUCCCAAGGGAAUACUGUCAACAUGGAGAACCGAAUUUCUCCGCUGGCAAGUUGAUGAUGUUCCUUUGUAUGAUUUCUACUCCUCCAAAGCUGAUAAACGGUCUGAACAGCUCAAAGUUUUGAAAUUGUGGGAAGACAGCAGAAGCAUCCUGUUGCUGGGCUAUCAGCAAUUUGCAUGCAUAGUUUCUGACCACAGUUCUGAUACAGAAGCCAUCAUGUGCCAGGAGAAGUUACUGAAGGUCCCAAGCCUUGUCAUUCUAGAUGAAGGACACACCCCAAGAAACGAGGAAACAGACCUGCUCACUUCACUUGAAAACAUCCAAACUCCUCGAAAAGUGGUCCUCUCAGGAACCUUGUUUCAGAACCAUGUGAGGGAGGUUUUCAACAUUUUGAAACUUGUCCGGCCCAAAUUCCUGAAGAUGAACAGAUCCCGUGCAAUAGUGAAGCGCAUACUAAGCAAGGUGGACUUGUUGGGGAAGAGUGCACGGUCAAAGAAUGUCUCAGAUAAGGACUUCUUUGAUCUGGUUCAAGAACACCUCCAAAAAGAUGGAAAUGACAAGAUGAGAGUGAUGAUCAUCCAAAAUCUUCGUGAGCUAACUGCAGACGUGCUUCACUACUACCAAGGCCAGCUUCUGGAGGAGCUGCCUGGGCUUGUGGACUUCACAGUUUUCCUCAACAUGAGCAGCAAACAGGAAGAGAUGAUCAAGGGCUUGGAUGGGAUAAACAAAUUCGCGAGGCGCUCGAAAUGCAGUGCCAUCUCUCUUCACCCAUGCCUGAAGAACGCCCACAGAGCCGACGAAGAUGGUGGAAAUGUCACCUACAAGAACAACAUUGGCUCCGUCAUCUGCGGGAUCGACAUCGACGACGGGGCGAAGGCCAAGUUCAUACACAACCUGCUGUCUCUCUCGGAGGCCACGGGAGAGAAGGUGCUCGUGUUCAGCCAGUACGUGCGUUCCCUGCUGUUCCUGGAGAAGCUGGUCGCGAGAACGAAAGGAUGGAAGCCGGAGGUGCACACCUUCAGGGUCACCGGCGGCUCGACGCAGGAUCAGCGGGAGCGGGCGGUCCGCAGGUUCAACGGCUCGCGGGACGCCAGGGUGUUCUUCGGCUCCAUCAAGGCGUGCGGCGAGGGGAUCUCCCUCGUCGGCGCGUCCCGCGUCGUCGUCCUGGACGUCCACGAGAACCCCUCCGUGACGCGCCAGGCGAUCGGGCGCGCGUUCCGGCCGGGGCAGUCCAGGCCGGUGUACUGCUACCGCCUCGUCGCCGCCGGCUCGCCGGAGGAGGAGGACCACCGCACCGCCUUCAAGAAAGAGCGGGUGUCGAAGCUGUGGUUCGAGUGGAACGAGCUCUGCGGCAGCGGCGACUUUGAGCUCGCGACGGUGGAUGUUUCGGACAGCGAGGAUAGGUUCCUUGAAAGCCCUGCGCUGAAACAAGAUAUCAAAGCCCUGCUCAAAAGGUGAAUGCAGUCGUUGAAUGCUGACCAGUGACCGUUUUAGCUGACUGGUUAAGUGCCGGGGAUAGGUAGCACAUGUGACGAAGAACUAGGGGGAGGAGCUGAACAACCCGAGCAAGUUUUCUGUGAUUUUUCGCAGUGUUUGGCAGAUGGUUUGCAGUAUGUUAAGACGAAUAUGGCAUUGCUAUUAAGUGUAAGAAUUAGAUGCUUUUGAUUGACCUUUAGGGUUAUAAGUUCCUGGACAUAAUUAUAUUCUCUUGUAUGAAUAUUCUAUGCUGCCGGUUGAUGAUGUAUGAACAUU